AUGAUCACCACGGAAAAAUCCAAGGACUUUAGCAGCUUCGGCGAAGAGGGAACGCUCAAAGGCGGUGUUGCCACACUGCACGGCUGCGGCGGCACUUGGUUUAUAUGCGGAGGGAUCUUCAACCCACACAAAUGCAAGGUUGGUAAGCACAAUUACUACGUGCCGUACCUCGCCUGGCGACCCAGAACAUCUGACGAUGACACGAGUGACGACACGACUGUCAAUGAUGAUUCCUUGCAGUACUUCCACGGAGGCUGUACACUGUCGGCGCCAAUUCGUUCAAGUGAGUGCGUAGCAGCAGCUGCCAAUGCUUGUACAAAACACUACCCUGGCACCUCGGGAAUGAUUCAAGAGGUGGGAGCCACCGACGUGAUGGUCGUAUGCUUCCAGGCGGUCACAGUACAAGAUUUCGAAAUCUCACAACUAACCGAAAAGCACGAAGGUUGUACGUCUGUGGUGGACGCCCAGAAAGAUGUGUGUGUUGCCGCUCAGAGACGAAUUUGUGACAAGAGCGCCGUUGCACAGCAAUUAGGAGCCUCGGUUAUAGGCACAGCCUGCUUUAACGCCGGCCUGGAAGAGAAUGUGCUUCUCAGCGACUUAACCGCGCUACAUGAGGAAUGUAACAGUGUGGGAAGAUCACAGGACUCAUCCACCGCAACUGCGAAGAGAAAGGGUUCCAAGGCGGAUUAUCACAAGAGGUUGGAACUCAGGAAUUCCUCGUGGCCUGCUUUGCCAAUGAAGGUUCGCAUGUCAUGCAGGUCGACCGAUCAUAAUUUGAGGCUACGUUUAUAG
Molecule: messenger RNA, 792 nt
Organism: Sphaeroforma arctica JP610
Lineage: Eukaryota; Ichthyosporea; Ichthyophonida
Exons: 1
Coding region: 1-792 (263 amino acids)
Source: RefSeq, a predicted model, not a curated record